CACGAAGCGAGAGAGCGUCUGUUCUAGGGGAGGACUCAGGCUCAGACUGCACAAGACCUGCAUCUGAGAAGCCUUCAAUAUAUUAAGAAACAUCGAAUGCGGCCUCUGAUUUCAUUUCAGACCCUUCCUUACUCUCAUCACCUUCAUUGCAGCAUCUCACUUUCUUCCCUAUCAACCCCUUCACCUUUACCUAUGUUCAUUUCUUUUUUGACUUACUCUCUCAACCUCGUCUUCUUCUCUCUCCCUGCUUAGAUUAGUAUCCCAUACUAGCUUUCUGCCCUUGGGGUUUUUGAUUUUAGCCUCUUGCUCUUCCAUGGCUGUGUCUUCUAUGGCUUCUCCUCUUUGCACUUGGCUGGUGGCUGCUUGCAUGUCGCUCGACUGCGAGAGUGACCGUUCCAGAAGCCCAUAUCCGCUCCAGUGUUCGAGGAAAAUGAGCAGCUGCGCUCGUCGGAGGAAACUCGUGUCUAAAUAUGCCAGUGGAAGGUCCGAAUUCAACAGGGGCGCAAUUUCGUCUUUUUAUGGAUCCAGCAUUCAAGGUCUAAUGAGCUCGUGUCUCGCCUUUGAACCCUGCGAUGAGUACAACAGCUCCAAAAGUCUUUCUUCUUUGGGGUUCUUUGGUGACAAUGGGUUCUCCUUACUGUUCGGAUCGAAGACUUGUUAUGUCAAUCGCAGGCAGAGGCGUGUGAAUCGAGCGGCCCAAUCCGCAAUGGCUGUAGCUGUGCAACCUGCCCAAGAGAUUACAACAAUGAAAAAACGUUCUAUGAAGCAAAGACGAGUAGUCGUGACUGGAAUGGGUGUGGUUACGCCACUUGGGCAUGAUCCUGAAACCUUUUAUAAUAAUUUACUUGAUGGUGUUAGUGGCAUAAGUGACAUUGAGACUUUUGACUGUGCUGAAUAUCCAACGAGGAUUGCUGGUGAGAUAAAGUCUUUCUCAAGUGAAGGCUGGGUAGCACCUAAACUUUCAAAGAGGAUGGAUAAAUUUAUGCUUUAUUUACUAACAGCUGGAAAAAAGGCCCUGGUUGAUGGUGGGAUUACUGACGAUGUAAUGGAUGAGUUAAAUAAAGAAAAAUGUGGAGUUUUGAUUGGCUCAGCUAUGGGUGGCAUGAAGGUCUUUAAUGAUGCUAUUGAGGCUUUACGAGUCUCGUAUAAGAAGAUGAAUCCUUUUUGUGUACCUUUUGCUACUACAAAUAUGGGUUCCGCCAUGCUUGCGAUGGAUCUGGGAUGGAUGGGCCCCAAUUAUUCAAUCUCUACAGCUUGUGCCACAAGCAACUUUUGCAUAUUGAAUGCAGCAAACCAUAUUAUUAGAGGGGAAGCUGACGUGAUGCUUUGUGGUGGUUCUGAUGCUGCUAUUAUACCUAUUGGUUUGGGAGGCUUUGUGGCAUGCAGAGCACUUUCACAGAGGAAUAGUGAUCCUGCCAAGGCUUCACGGCCUUGGGAUACUAAUCGUGAUGGAUUUGUCAUGGGGGAAGGUGCAGGUGUUUUGCUUUUAGAAGAACUGGAGCAUGCCAAGAAAAGAGGUGCAAACAUAUAUGCAGAGUUUCUUGGUGGAAGCUUCACAUGUGACGCUUAUCAUGUGACUGAGCCUCGUCCCGAUGGAGUUGGCGUUAUACUCUGCAUUGAAAAGGCAUUAGCUCAGUCUGGAGUAUCUAAGGAGGAUGUGAACUACAUAAACGCACAUGCCACAUCCACGCCAGCUGGAGAUCUUAAGGAGUACCAGGCUCUUGUUCAUUGUUUUGGCCAAAAUCCUGAGCUCAAGGUGAAUUCUACAAAAUCUAUGAUCGGUCACUUACUAGGGGCAGCUGGAGGUGUGGAAGCUGUGGCAACAGUACAGGCCAUACGAAGUGGGUGGGUUCAUCCAAAUAUUAACCUUGAUGACCCAGAUGCAGGAGUGGACCCGAGAGUUCUUGUGGGCCCAAAGAAAGAGAGAUUGGAUGUCAAGGCUGCCUUGUCCAAUUCAUUUGGUUUUGGAGGCCACAACUCUUCGAUCAUAUUUGCCCCCUAUAAGUGAAAACACUUAUCAUGGCCUCCCGUCCUGUAAUUAGGAAAAAGAUGUUGAGUAGCCGGACGUUCCUAGUCUGCUCCUUGGUCAGGUGAAAUGUAUGUCGUGUGGAUUGCAUUAUUUGAGGGGACGGUGCCUAGGUAGUAGAAUCUGAACGUCCAAAGACUUGUUGGGUGAGAUGGAGUAGAGUCUAUCCACAACUGGAACCCUAUCCACCAUGAAUGGCUAGUGUAGGAGAUGACCCACUUUGAUGUAACUCUUAAACAACCUCAUUUGGUGGGGGUAUGAACUUAUGUUUUAUUCACCUUGUACAACUAGAUAUGAACACAGCCAAUUCGUAAUUUUUUUUUUUUUUGAGAUGCCUCCUAAAUUAGGUUACACAUUUCACUAAGGUGAUUUCCAAUUUUAUGAGGAUAUUAUCUUGGCUGUACUUUUUAGCCAUAACCCCAAAAAAAAAAAUCUAAUAAUGAAAGGCGAAAAAAAUCCCUCGUGUUUUCAAUCUUUCA
Molecule: messenger RNA, 2505 nt
Organism: Prosopis cineraria
Lineage: Eukaryota; Viridiplantae; Streptophyta; Magnoliopsida; Fabales; Fabaceae
Product: 3-oxoacyl-[acyl-carrier-protein] synthase II, chloroplastic
Exons: 14
Coding region: 314-2008 (564 amino acids)
Biological process (GO): fatty acid biosynthetic process
Cellular component (GO): chloroplast stroma
Molecular function (GO): 3-oxoacyl-[acyl-carrier-protein] synthase activity
Source: RefSeq, a predicted model, not a curated record